CCCCCUUCUCUCCUCCGGAGCCGGCGCUGUGCCCGGGGCGCACCGGGAGGAGGGACCAGGAUCCAGCGCUGGGGCGCAGAUACUGACACCAAGGGAAUCCGGGUGCCCCCCCACGCCAUGUGGGCCCCCAGGUACCCGGCUCCUCCACCCCGGAGGCCCCCAUGGCCCCGGCCUCAAUCCUGGCCAUACAAAAAUUAUGCGGAUAUUCAGGGAUAGGCUUUACCACCAAGACCUCAGGCCUCUCUCAACCACCACCCCCACACUCCUAGCCAUCUUCGGCAGGUCCCAUUCCCGGCUCCAUCGGUGCUUUCGCCCGAGCCGCAGCUAUGCUGCACACCGAGGGCCACGCUCUUCUUCGGGCGGUGGGACAGGGUAAGCUACGCUUGGCCCGUUUGCUUCUGGAGGGAGGAGCCUACGUGAAUGAGGGUGAUGCCCAGGGGGAGACUGCGCUAAUGGCGGCCUGCAGGGCUCGCUACGACGACCCUCAGAACAAGGCGCGCAUGGUACGCUACCUCCUGGAGCAAGGCGCCGACCCCAACAUCGCAGACCGUUUAGGACGCACCGCGCUCAUGCACGCUUGCGCCGGGGGUGGGGGAGCCGCAGUGGCCUCCCUGCUCCUUGCCCACGGCGCAGACCCCUCAGUCCGAGAUCACGCUGGUGCUUCGGCGCUUGUCCACGCCCUGGACCGUGGGGACCGCGAGACCCUUGCCACGCUGCUGGACGCCUGCAAGGCCAAGGGCACGGAGGUCAUCAUCAUAACCACGGAUACCUCGCCCUCGGGCACCAAGAAGACCAGGCAGUAUCUCAAUUCCCCACCGUCCCCGGGGGUAGAGGACCCUGCACCCGCUCCUCCUAGUCCAGGGGUCUGCACGUCGCCUUCGGAAGUCCAACUGCAGACUGCAGGAGGGGGACGGGGGUUGUUAUCCCCUCGCGCCCAGGAAGAAGAGGAGAAAAGAGACAUAUUCGAAUUCCCCCUUCCUAAGCCCCCUGAUGACCCUUCCCCUUCCGAGCCUCUCCCCAAGCCGCCUCGACAUCCUCCAAAACCACUCAAAAGGCUCAACUCCGAGCCCUGGGGCCUUGUGGCUCCUCCUCAACCGGUCCCUCCUGCCGAAGGGAGGCCAGGGAUGGAGCGCCUGGCCGCUGAAUUUAACGGCCUGACCCUGACCGGUAGACCGCGUCUUUCUCGGCGUCACAGCACGGAAGGCCCGGAGGACCCGCCCCCGUGGGCGGAGAAAGUGACUGGCGGGGGUCCUCUCUCGCGCCGAAACACAGCUCCCGAGGCUCAGGAGUCAGGUCUGCCUUCAGGGCUAAGGCAAAAACUGAGCCGCAUGGAGCCGGUGGAGCUCGAUACCCCUGGACACUUUUGCCCUGACUCUCCCGAGGCCAGCCGCUUAGCCCUGGAGCGCCGGCGAUACAGCGCCUCUCCGCUGACCCUCCCUCCAGCGGGCUCAGUUUCCUCCCCACGCCAGUCCCAAGAAAGUCUGCCCGGGGCUGUCUCCCCGCUGAGCGGACGGAGGCGGAGUCCCGGGCUGCUAGAGCGCAGGGGCUCCGGGACCUUGCUCCUGGACCACAUCUCGCAAACACGACCCGGUUUCUUGCCUCCUCUCAACGUCAGCCCCCACCCUCCCAUCCCCGACAUUCGCCCCCAACCCGGAGGUCGGGCACCGUCACUGCCUGGCCCUCCUCACUCUGGGGCACCAGGGUCUCCCAGGACCAAGCGCAAGUUGGUGAGACGCCACUCCAUGCAGACUGAGCAGAUUCGCCUGCUAGGGGGUUUCCAGAGUCUGGGCGGGCCAGGGGAACCAGGGCGCUGAGAGAAGUGAGAGGCACCGAGGAGGGGAGGGUCAGGACCCUGAUGGCGGGAGAACCAGCUGAUACCUCGGACAUGGGAUCUCUUGCAUGUGCUCACGGCACUGUGCACGCACACAUGAGUAAGCAUGUGUCCACAAGCACAGUACACUUACUAGCGAGGAUGGAUAAAUACUGUGUUUACUGGGCGUAUAGA
Messenger RNA from Phodopus roborovskii (desert hamster), 2005 nucleotides. RefSeq names its product ankyrin repeat domain 34A (gene Ankrd34a). Gene Ontology annotation, molecular function: protein binding. Bases 327 to 1814 code for a protein of 495 amino acids. NCBI's taxonomy places the organism in Eukaryota, Metazoa, Chordata, Mammalia, Rodentia, Cricetidae. The record is from RefSeq and is a predicted model, not a curated record. The transcript is spliced from 2 exons.